Calidris pugnax (ruff) is the source of this 1986-nucleotide messenger RNA. It is a transcript of the gene NAPRT, whose product is annotated as nicotinate phosphoribosyltransferase. The record is from RefSeq and is a predicted model, not a curated record. Lineage: Eukaryota; Metazoa; Chordata; Aves; Charadriiformes; Scolopacidae. The transcript is spliced from 12 exons. Gene Ontology annotation, biological process: NAD+ biosynthetic process. Gene Ontology annotation, molecular function: nicotinate phosphoribosyltransferase activity. The annotation marks the transcript as partial.
ACCCUUCAGGACAAUACAGGCAUAGACAUAGACAACCUUCAAGGAAACUUGGGGAACAUUAGGACACCCUCCAGGAGGACAGUGCUCCCAUGGACAGUCCCUCAAGAGGGCACUUGGGGAGGCCAAGGGUUGGGGACAACCCUGGCCACCAACUGUCACCUGUCCCAGCCAUGGAGGGGGUUCCAGCCUGUCUGUGGCUCAGGGGACAAUCCACCUUGGUGGCCGUCUGUCCCCACAGACGUUGCCUACCUGCGCUCCGUCCUGCCCAGCACCACCGAGGACGCCUUCUUCGACUACUUGGCCACCCUGGACGCCUCGGAGGUGACACUGACCGCCGUGCCGGAGGGCUCCGUCGUCUUCGCCAGGGUCCCGUUCCUACAGGUGAAGGGGCCGCUGCUGGUGGUGCAGCUGCUGGAGACCACGUUGCUGUGCCUGGUCAACUAUGCCAGCUUGGUGGCCACCAACGCUGCCCGCUUCCGCCUCCUCGCCGGCCCGGACAUGAAGCUGAUGGAGAUCGGGCUCCGUCGCGCUCAGGGACCGGAUGGUGCCCUUUCAGCCUCCAAAUACUCCUACAUCGGGGGCUUCGACUGCACCAGCAACAUCCUGGCGGGGAAGCUCUACGGCAUCCCGGUGCGUGGCACCAUCGCCCACUCCUUCAUCAUGUCCUUCACCUCCCUGGAGGAGGUGAGGCCCAGGGAGCUGCCACCACUGGCAGGAGGAGAACCAGUGGAUCUUCCAUCCUUGACCAAGCAGUGGCUGCGGAGGGUGUGUGACCUGCUGGGGACCCCCCUGGAGAAGACCAACCAGGGCGAGCUGGCCGCCUUCGUGUCCUACGCUGUCACCUUCCCCCAGGACUUCCAGGGGCUGCUGGACACCUACUGCGUCAGGAGGAGUGGUUUGCCCAACUUCUGCGCGGUGGCGUUGGCCCUCCACCAGUUGGGCUACCGGGCCAUCGGGGUGCGCCUGGACAGCGGGGACCUGGCCCAGCAAUCCAAGGAGAUCCGCCAAGUCCUCCGAGCCUGCGGUGCUCACUUCCAGGUGCCCUGGUUUGAGACCAUCCCCAUCGCCGUCAGCAAUGACAUCAGUGAGCAGAGCCUGGAGGAGUUCAGCCGGGAGGGGAGCGAGAUCAACAUGAUCGGUGUCGGGACAAACCUGGUGACGUGUCCCCUGCAGCCAUCACUGGGCUGCGUUUACAAGCUGGUGGAGGUCAAUGGCUCCCCAUGCCUGAAGCUCACAGAAGAUGAGGAGAAGAUGACCAUCCCAGGGUCCAAGACCAUCUAUCGGCUCUAUGAUGCUGCCGGUCACCCCUUCAUGGACCUCAUGGCUCUGGAGGAGGAGCCCUCACCCAGUGCGGGGCAGGAGCUGGCGGUCCGUGUCCUGGGGCAGCUUGGUGAGACCAGCAAGGUUGUGCCCACCACCGUGGAGCCCCUCCAUCGCACGUACUUCAGAGAUGGCCAGGUGUGUGAGCCACUGCCCAGCCUGAUGGAGGUGAGGAACCACGCGCAGGUGUCCCUCAGCCUUCUCAGUCCCGCUCACCGCCGGCUCCGUGAGCCACAGCCCUACCCGGUGGCAGUGACAGAGAAGCUGCACCACCUUCUCACCAAGCUGCGGCAGGCCAGCCAGUGAGGAGGUCCCCACUUGUCCCCUGUGGUGUCCACGCUGGGGACAACCCCUGCCAAGGACCAGCUCUUCUUCUAUCCUUUUUUGAAGACCAGAUGACUAAUUGGGAAUCAAUGGUUCUAAUGAUGCUGCUGCUGCCCCGAGGUGCCGAUCCGAGGACCCUGCAGGAACUGGAAGUGCUUCCUGGGGUCUCAGUAGCAAAGCUGGGCACAGAGGGGAUGGGGCAGGUGGAGCUGGGAUGCAAAGGUCUCCACAACUUCUGGAGAUGAUGCUCCUUCCCUGCCUUCCUUGGUUGCCCUGUGCCUUCUACCAUGGCAGCUCUGCCCACCUCAGUGGCCCUGCCAGCACUGUGCCUUCUACCAUAGU